Messenger RNA from Cucurbita pepo subsp. pepo (vegetable marrow), 2320 nucleotides. RefSeq lists its product as uncharacterized. Lineage: Eukaryota; Viridiplantae; Streptophyta; Magnoliopsida; Cucurbitales; Cucurbitaceae. The record is from RefSeq and is a predicted model, not a curated record. Gene Ontology annotation, cellular component: plasma membrane. Gene Ontology annotation, biological process: carbohydrate transport. Gene Ontology annotation, molecular function: symporter activity.
AAUUCCGUGGUCCAAGGAACCCGCCAUCCUCUGUUGAAGAGAUUAGAUGAAUCCCAAGUUUUGGAACCUUUAAAUUUGAAAAUGAUUCCUCGCCGCAAAUGUUAGUGAUAACGGAAGAUCAAAGCCACCAUGAUGGUCCCACGAUGGACCAGUCCCAAUCUCAGCUCUAGAAGAAAGAUUUUCAAAGCCACAAAUGAAGAUUUGUGAUGGAUUUAACCUGUUUCAGUUUCUGAUAAACACCACAUCAUCAAAGCUCUUCCACGCGUCUCGGCGGACGGUGGCGGCGGAAGAGGAGGAAGUGUGAUGACGGUAUCUUAGGCUGAAGGUGACAUAUGAAAAAGAAAAGGAAGUAAAAGAAAAGGCGACAUAUUGGGGACGGCUGCUGUGGACUAUAGCAGGAAACCAAGUUUGGUAUUGUCAUUUCCAUCAUGAGUAAUCAUGAUGAAAGUUUUGUGUCACUUGCUCAACCCAUCGGAAGAUGGUCGAUAUUCUGUUUCGGUCUGGGGCAUAUGCUCAAUGACAUUACUGCUGCCUGCUGGUUUACGUAUCUGUUACUUUUCUUGACAGAUAUUGGAUUAUCUCCGGGGAAUGCUGCUACAGUUAUGCUUUCGGGUCAAGUAGCUGAUGGGUUAACAACAAUUGUUGCUGGUGAACUGAUAGACCGGUUCGGACGUUUCAAAAUAUGGCAUGGUGCAGGAUCUAUGUUGGUGGCAGUUUCAUUUUCUUCUGUUUUUGGUGGUUGCAUACCGUGCAUAUUCUAUUCUCGAAGUUCAUCAACAUUGCGAACUGUAGGCUACAGCUUUUUUGCGGCAAUCUUUAAUGUUGGUUGGGCAGCCACUCAGGUUUCGCAUAUGUCUAUGAUAAAUUGUAUUACACUGAAUUCAACCAGUAGAGUGGCAUUGGCUAGUUGCCGCAAUGCUUUUAAUAUGGUUGCAAAUCUGAGCCUGUAUGCAGUGGCUUUGUUAGUGUUUAGUAUCUCGAAGGCAAAAUCUCAUGUAGAUAUUGAACAUCAGUACCGAAUGAUAGCAUAUAUUUCAAUUUUCAUUGGCUGCUGCUUUGUGGUCGUAUUUCUAGUUGGGACCAAGGAGCCAAGUUUGAAGGUUGCUGUACAUGGAGAUCGGCAUGCAAGGAUUUCGUGGUCAUAUUGGUUCAAGAAAGUUUUAUAUUAUCAAGUUGCUCUUGCUUAUGUACUUACGAGACUGAUUAUCAAUGUUUCACAGGCAUUUCUGGCAUAUUAUGUUAUUAACGAUCUGCAUAUGGCGCAGUCAGCUACAGCUUUGGUUCCUGCAUUAAUCUAUGUCUUCAGCUUCAUCGUAUCUGUAACUCUUCAGGAGGUUGUUUGGACUGGCCAACGCCUGAAGCUCUACUAUUCUGCUGGAGGCAUUCUCUGGAUGUUUUGUGGUGCGGUGAUUCUCAUUUUACCCACAAGCAUGAGUGCUUUUAUGUACGUCGUGUCCUUUGUUAUUGGUGUAGCAAAUGCUUUAAUGGUGGUGACUGGAGUGAGUAUGCAAACUGUUCUAGUUGGAAGGGAUCUGAAUGGCUGUGCAUUUGUGUGCGGUUCAUUGAGCUUCCUUGACAAAAUUCUAUGUGGGCUGGCACUAUACUUUCUGGAAUCAUUUCAGAGUAACACCGCGUUACACAUUUCAAAAUACAAUCCUCUCGAUGCCACCUAUAUUUCGGUUACGAGAUAUGGUUUAGGACUUGUGCCAGCAGUUUGUGCAUUCCUUGGAGUAGCAGUUACAAUGAGCAUGGACCUUCAUGCCCCUUACGCCAAAUACCUGACCGAAUCGCUACUGGAAUAAUGGUAGAAACGUCAGCCUUCAAUCGGAAGAUCUGUAAAUAGACCAAUUCCAUUCCACUAAUGUCAUCAUCAAUUCAACAACAUUCCUUUCGUGAUCAAGGUGAUCAUUCCACUGGUAUACAGCACAGGUAUCGAAUUAUCAUUUUGUUCAAAGAUUUACUAGUCCAGUUAUGGAUUGUUCAUCUGCUCGUCCCCAAGGGCCUUCUAAGCCUAGCUUUAACUUUUACUUGAUAAUACUAAUUGUUUAUCAUUUGUCCAAAGAGCUACUCAUCCAGCAUAUUUCAGAUUAGCUUUGGGAGGAAACAAUUUCAUGAACUAUUCAUAAGGCCAAUCUGGGUUGAUUUGUAGCGUUGAACACUAUCUAGUAACCAACAGAAACUGUAUGUUUUAUCUUUCAUCCCUUGUUCUAUUUUCAACAUUAUAACUAUAAGCAUUUGUCUAGUCUUUCAUGUGUUGCCAACAUCGAUUUUGAUGACAUUAUGGGAAAAUAUGUUGAAUUUUGAUGGAUCUAUAUGUUCU